AUGGCGAAUUCCAGCUUCAGUACCGCAUUAAAGUCGUUUUGGCACACGAUGACCACUUAUGACAGACAUUCCUCCUUUGACUCACCCCAACGAACCGGCCGCCACGUUCCUCUCCGGGACAGCAGAUCCGGCAUGCUUACCGGCGUCGCCACGGCCUCUGACUCCCGCGCCGACGUUUCCAACUCGUACUUUGACGAAGGCGCUUCCUCCACCCGCUACGAAGGCGGCGGCGGCCCCUCCACCCCCAACGGCUCCUACUCGCCCGGCCUGCGCUCCUCGGUCGCCAAGCAGGCCAACGCCGACGGCUUCGAGGUCCAAGGCCAGGGCGAUGUCCAGAUGCAGGCCUUUUCCGACGGCUUGCCCCCGCCCCCUCCUGUCCAGCACUCCUGGCAUCGCAUAGACAGCUGGGCCGAGGAAAACUACUUUGAGCUCUUUGACCAGCUCGGCGAGGGCUGCACCAUCAACGACCUCAACGACCUCGAACACCAGCUCGACUGCUCACUGCCCCAGGAUGUCCGCGACUCGCUCAUGGUUCACGAUGGCCAAGAACGCGGCGGCACUCCCACCGGCAUCAUCUUUAGCGGUAUGCUCAUGGACGCCGAGGAGGUUGUCCAGGAGUGGGAGACUUGGAGGCGGGUCAACGAGCAGUACUUGUUGGACGCCGCCAACAACCGCCCUGUUCCUCGUCCUUCUAGCCAGGACAAUGGCGAGAGCUCCUCGCGCCAACGACCUCCCUCUUCCUCCUCCAACCCCGACGCCUGGCAAGAAAACCUGCUCCAGAAGCAGGACUGCGUGCCUGCCAACAGCAUCCGAAAGGCGUACGCCCACGCGGGCUGGAUCCCCCUCGUCCGCGACUGGGGCGGCAACAACUUGGCGGUCGACCUGGCUCCUGGCCCUGCCGGCCGUUGGGGUCAGAUCAUCCUGUUUGGCCGCGACUACGACACCAAGUACGUCGUCGCCCGCUCCUGGGGUGCGUUCCUGGCCCUUGUUGCCGACGACCUCAACUCGGGCAAGUGGUACGUCGACGAAGACACCAACGAGCUCAAGCUUCGCGAAUUCAAGGAGACUCGCAUUGAGCCGUCGUACUUUAACAUUCUGCGAUGGCGCAUGGACCAGAAAUACGGACGCCGCGCCGCCGCCGCCGGCAAGAGGAGGUCCAUGGCCUCUCCCAAGGCCGGAUCGCCCCUGGGCAGCCGGUCCGGCUCGCCCUACGCCAGCCCCGUUGACGCCCCCAACGGCGACGCCCGCGGCCGCUCGAUGCAGCGUCUUAAGAUAUCGUCGCCUCUGACCAGCCCCGGCCGCCGCGGGUUCGGAAAGCCCCCGCCUCUGAGUAGGGUGACGGAGGAGAUGGUGAUGCCCAUCCUGGCCGACGCCGAGAUAGAACCGACGACGCUGGUCGAGGUCGAGGAGGAGCCCGACUCACCCGGAAGCAGCCAGGAUCUCAAGAGCCCGAUGAGCGCGACGGCGAUGCCGCUCGCGGGCCGCCGCCAAUCCGACCUCCUCAAGGACAAGGAGAACGAGCCUCCCAAGGCCAACGGCAAGCAGCCCGAGGUUGCCGACGGCGCCAUGAAGACGAUUGAGAUUUAA
This is a messenger RNA of Akanthomyces muscarius, 1587 nucleotides long. RefSeq lists its product as uncharacterized. The coding region runs from base 1 to 1587 and encodes 528 amino acids. The transcript has 3 exons. Gene Ontology annotation, biological process: regulation of fungal-type cell wall biogenesis; cell wall biogenesis. The record is from RefSeq and is a predicted model, not a curated record. Lineage: Eukaryota; Fungi; Ascomycota; Sordariomycetes; Hypocreales; Cordycipitaceae. Gene Ontology annotation, cellular component: mating projection tip.